Cyclopterus lumpus (lumpfish) is the source of this 2956-nucleotide messenger RNA. RefSeq names its product death domain containing 1 (gene dthd1). The transcript is spliced from 12 exons. NCBI's taxonomy places the organism in Eukaryota, Metazoa, Chordata, Actinopteri, Perciformes, Cyclopteridae. The coding region runs from base 75 to 2825 and encodes 916 amino acids. The record is from RefSeq and is a predicted model, not a curated record.
GCACGGUAACACUCAAUGCCAAGGACACAGCAACAACAAGGGCGCUUCAGCUUCAAAUAUAAAAAGAGCUCAGCAUGGAGGCACAUCUGCAUGAGGAUAAACUGAUGGAUGAAGCCGAGUCUCUGCACGGCAGCAAGAGUGAACUCAGUCUCCUUGACGUGCUGACUGAAACUCUUCAGAGGCUUGGAGCUGUCAGACGAUGCCGAGAUCGUCACGAUGGGACCGUGGGUGGGAGGAGAGGCACGGGAGUAGAAGCAGGUAGCGGAGGAGGAGAGGAAGCGCAGAGAGGCAGUGAAGGAGGGAUGCUCAGUCCUGAAGAGACGAGAGGACUCGCUGACGAGGAGAGCGAGUGCGAGCAGAGGGUUCUGGGACUGUUGAGGGAGCUGAGUGUGUUUCAUUCAGACAGAGUGACAGCAUGGAGAGCAGUUCUCAGGGGAUGCGCCCACAGGUCUCCACCAGGGGGCAGUGAUGAGCAGCAUCCGUCCACAACAGAUACACAAUGUAACGUCACACCUUUAUCAGACUCCUUCGGUGGCACUUUUCUGAGUGUCGGGGAGAAUGUAGAGAACAUUUUAGACCAACUGAACGCAAUCGUAGCCAAACUGGAUGAAGAAAUCCUCGGACCAAGUGCAGAGGAGGCCUCAACUGUGGAUGCAGCCCUCCGGGAGACCAGAGAUCCGGAAGCGCCAGAGCAACCCGGAGACGACGACAAUCGCCUGAACUCCCGUGAGCCCCUCGAAUCCGACUCUGGGCGCAAACAGGCUGACGAAGAUGGAGAUGGAGACGAUCAAAGGCAUACGAUGUCAUCACCAGGCGCUGAACGAGCAUCCGACUCGAGAUUCGGCAGUUCCGCCUGCAACGAUGAGGAAGAAGAGGCAGAGGGAGAAGUACCGGUGAACAGUCGAGGGGGUGAACAUGAGGACUGUGCUUCUCCAGGGAGUGAGACAGACUUCCGCGAGGAGACAGGAAAGGACACAAAUCGGGUGAACAAGGAAUGGAUCACAGUCGGACUCUCUGGUCAACAAGAGGAGAGUUAUUCCGACGUGCAAGACACGUGCUUUAUCAGAGCACCCAAGGGUGCGGCCGGAGCCCUGAUAUGUGAGGUGGCCGACACCCUGAGCUGCCUGAUGGUGACCGGCUCGGAGGAAUUGGUCAGCAGAGUGAUCCGGGUCAACGUUCGGGACGGAGCCAACGUCCACUUCCCCGUGACCGUGGUCGUGCCUUUCUGCGCACGUUACCGCGGCAACUACAGGGACGUAGCCGUGAAGAUAGUCGAUGGGGAGAGGAGGGCGAGCUACGUCACUCCUGUCACCACAGAGGGCACGUACGGAGGGCACAGGGGCUCCUUUGCUGAGGUGAGGGUGUACUCCCUGGGCCUGUUUGCAGUGGUUUCCUGUUUAAAAAAAGAAAAUUACACAGUUCCCACAAAGGGUUUGUUACUCAAGCUUCACAUGGACCAACGGAUCUGUCUGAACUACCCCCCAGGAUGCUUCACUGCACCAGUAAUGGCUCAAACCAUGAUCCAGCCGGUGGAUGCCGUUCUUCUGGCAGCCGUCAAGUCCAGAAGCGACGCUUAUCACUCGGUGGUGUCCACGAGUCCACUGCUCUGCCUCACCCAGCCCUCCUCUCAGCCCCUGAGAAGACCCCUCGCUCUCACCCUACCCUGUCCCCCAAACCCUGAAAAGAAGAGGCCCACAAGGGGUCAAGAGGAGGAGCAAGACCACCAAACUCGGCCUUUUAGCGCUUCGUCCCACAGAAGGAGAGUCCUGGGGGCCUCUGUGAAGUCUAAGAAGAUGUCCAACGAGCUGCUGAUUGUUCUGGGUUCAAGAGACCAACAGUGGAGGGUCCUGGAUCAAGUCCCAGUCCGGAACCAGCAAAACGGACUGGUGUCCUUUGAGCUGACGGAGAACUUCGACAGACUGCUGGUGGUGCGUCUCCUCUCUCCCCUGCAGCCCGGUCGUCUCGCCUCCCUGGCGGAGGAGCUAGAGGAGUCGGUCUGCUGCCACGCGGUUACCGUCGUCCUCCAGCGUCGACAAGAAGAGCCUCACGCCGCCCUGGUGGCGGCUCUGCCCAGCAGGGACCUCGGCUGGGAGAUGUCCAGACUGCGAGCCCGGGGCUACAGCGGCCUCUUGGAGGCCGCGUCCGAGAUCUCCAUGCGGGAAGGAGACCAGCUUCUCCUGCGUUUCAGCGGCAACAUCACCUCCACAGGUGCUCCAAUCGACCUCCAUGGCCUCCCACGCGAGCGGCUCACCUUCCACAACCAGCAGACGAACCGCCUCUCGGUGCGUCUCACUGAGGUGGACCCCUUCGGGAACUACAGCUCGCCCCACUACAAGGGCACGGCCGUGUUUCACAAGGUCGGCAGAGGUCAGCUGGAGUGGCGAGGCGACGGAGCGGUCCCGAUGGACGCGAAGCUUUUGGGAGACCCCGUGUGCAAGCUGUCUCUGACUUUACCGAAGAGAGUGAGAAACAUUAAUCGGCCCAUCACAGUUCGGGUGAAGUUAUGCGAGGAGACAGACCCCCUGUCGGACUCUCUUCUUCUCUGGCUGUCCGGGGAGCUUUCAGAGGAGGAAGUAGCACUUCUGGUGCUCUCCCUGCGUCUCCGGCGAAGCGCCGCUCAGCUGGUGAAGCUCCGGGCUGGGGACAGCCUGCCCAGCCAGGCCUUCCGUGUCCUGACCAUGUGGAGGAGGGGGCUGCCCGCUGCCACACACCAACCCAAGGCCUCUCAGCUGGCUCACUGCUUAGCCAAGAGCGGCAGGCCGGACCUGGCCAGAGAGCUGCUGCUGCGACAGGCUGCGCCCACCAGGCGGGGCUCACCGAAGUAGGGGAGCUUGAAAAGAGGGCUGUAAACCCCAGGCUGUCAACCAGCGGUGUCGGCCAUAUAUUCUCAGCAUUUCCUGUGAGACAUUUGAAAUAAAAGCAAUUGCUGUAAAUCACCACAUAAGAGUGAGACAUU